Fusarium pseudograminearum CS3096 is the source of this 546-nucleotide messenger RNA. RefSeq lists its product as uncharacterized. The record is from RefSeq and is a predicted model, not a curated record. Lineage: Eukaryota; Fungi; Ascomycota; Sordariomycetes; Hypocreales; Nectriaceae. The transcript has 4 exons. The coding region runs from base 1 to 546 and encodes 181 amino acids.
AUGUCGGGUGUUGCGAUGGUGCAAAUUGUGCCAUUCCGACCCACCGAUGACUCCCUCCCGGCAUGUGCAACUUAUACAUGGCCAGGGCUUGGGGCAGAGGGAUACUUCUGCGCUCCUUCGAGGACUACCAUAACAGUAAUCGCAGAAAAAACUGCUGGUGAUGAGACUACUUCAGCGAUCGAACCGCCAGCGACGACUACUCCACCAGAUGCAACCAGUGCUCCUUUGCCAGAGCCAACAAAAACUGCAGCAGAACCGACAUUUUACAGUACAGCCUCUGGCCAUCCGCCACCAACAGAUGGCCAUCCACAACCAACAGACGAUGGUGGACCAAACCUAGGGACCGAACAUGAUUUGAGCUCGCAACAGAGAAUUGGCGCAGGAGUUGGCUCAGGAGUUUCUGGAGGAUUGCUCUUGUUGUUUUUUGCGAUCUUUGGAUGUUGUGGGUGGCCAAGUCGAAGAACCAAUACUGCCAGAAAACAGAAUAUCCCUGAGAGUAUAGUACACAAAUAUGCGCCGGUGCCUGCUCCUCAGGCAGCUCCUUGA